This is a messenger RNA of Acanthosepion pharaonis, 7272 nucleotides long. The record is from the annotation of a GenBank genome assembly. NCBI's taxonomy places the organism in Eukaryota, Metazoa, Mollusca, Cephalopoda, Sepiida, Sepiidae.
AUGGGUCCCCAGGAGGAGUACAUUGAAACUGUCUUCACCUGUGAAGGGAAUUUCUAUGACCCAAAUUUGCAUGCUCGAUUAGAACAGUUUCACCGGGGACUUAAGGAUUUGCUUUUGACAGACAAGCAAAAGCUCGUACUGAAAAAAGUGGAACCAUGGAAUAGUGUCCGAGUUACGUUCAAUAUUCCACGAGACGCAGCUAUUCGUUUGAAACAGCUGGCUCAGCAAGGACAUGUGGCAUUGCGAGAAUUAGGAGUAUUGGCUGUGCAGAUUGAAGGUGACCAGUUGAUAUCUUUGACCAUAGCUGGUCAUAACAAUGAACGGACAGAGUUGGUGUUCAAGACCUCUUCUUCUCACAGUGCAACUAUGUCUACGCCCUUGUAUGAGCAAAUUCAAUUUGGUGCAAGUAAGGAACGUAGUGGAAACGUGCCUCCAGUACCAAGUAGUAAAAAAGAUGUUAGUAAAUUUAUUAGUCCAGGCUUGGCAGACUCUAUAUUGAAUCCUUCUAUUCCUGCAAGUGAAGUAUUUAGAUCCCCUAAUGUGGUUGCAUCAUCAUGUGAACCAAUACCGUUUCGACCGAACAGCGUAAUCAACACAGUACCCUUCUCUCGUUGCUCUACGACAACUACUACUUCUGCAUUGCCACCUGGGCGGAGCCCCACUGGAUAUCCAGCAUCUCAGAGCCAGGGAUUGCUGUCUGGCCCUGGCACUAGCCGCAGUCCAAUUAGCCAGCCUGGACUGAAAUUCCCUUCCCCUCCAAAUCUUCCUCAUGCAUCAGCUACCACACGAGCCAGUGUGAGUCCUGUUAGCCUACCACCUCCUCCUCCUUACCCUCAUACAACAGCGGCGACGACGACGACGACGACUGUGAACAAUGUGCCUCGCAUGUGCAAGCCUGUCACAUCUUCCAGUCCUCUUCUGGUAAACUUGCUCCAGACAGAUGCUACAUCAGUGCCCUUCAACAACCUUACUUCUAGCAAAAUGCUUCCCCCUCCAGAUGCAAGUCCGCCUAAACGUAAACGGCGGCAAAGAAAAGUGAAAGAGACCAAGAAUUCAGGGGCUACAGUAACUGGUACUGUGGACGAGCAUUCUGCUCAGAAUAUACCCAGUCCUGCUUUCACCAUGUACAAUAUAUCUACCACUAUUGUUACUAGUAGUACGAACACUCUAUCUACUUCAGCAGUCAAUCCCAGCAUAUUGUCUGCGCCCAAUGUCACCUGCCCGAAUACGGCAUUCAACCCUAAGGCUAGUAGUACUGUUUCUGCAAAAUCUCAAAAUCCAGAAUCAUUACUGGUAAAAGAAAAUGUUCUUGUAGAUCAUAGGAAAAGUAAUGUUACAACAAAUAUUCAACAGUCUUCUAUAGGAAAGCCUGUACAGAUCUCAACUGCAUUAUCAAAAGAAUCCAGCGGAGGAGGGAAACUUAUCAAUCCUCAUACUGGUCAUUUGGAGCCAGUUGAUGAGGGAAGCCCUUCAAGAUCUGAAAGCCUGCAGCAUGUUAAUCCAAUAUUUGAAAACCAGUUGAUUUCAGGGGAAUUGUUUGGUGGGAUGAAGACUAAGUUGCCUGUCAAUAGCCAAGAGUCUGAAAGUGGUAGUCCAAAGACCUCGUCCCCCUGUCCAAACUCUUUACCUAAUAAGAAUGCCUAUAUCUGUGAUAGUCUUGGACAUCACAAUAAUAUCACUCUUAUAAAAUCAACUGGCUGUAGUCACGUACAACAAGGCAACUCUAAAGAGCAAAUGUCUCCUUCAGUUGGAUUAAAUGGACAAAACUUAUUUGCACCCUCCAAACCCUGCCAAAAUGUAUCAAACUCUGCUGUGGCAGCAUUUCAUUCUAGUUAUACAAAGGAUUUAAACAAGCUUUUUGCUCCGGAAAGCAAGUUGGUGCCAAAUACUUCAGCACCACAUCAUAUGUCUGGAGGUGAAAUGGUCAUCAGCAAGACGUCCAACAUGUCACAAGCUGACAAGCCUGAAACUAGUCAACUUGUUACCAAGAAGAGCAUUGCUGGGCAAAGUUCUGGUGGCCGGAAGCAGAGGAAAUCUUGUGCUAACAAUGCCUCUAAGACCAGCAAGGCAGAACGACACAGCACUACUUGGGGUUCGGAUAAACACAAUGUUCCAUUCUACAAGAAUUUCUCUGACAAAGGCAAUCCUUCAGGUGCUGGUAUCAGCAGCAGUGCGACACCUGUGUCAGCUAUGAUUCAGCAAAAUGCUGCCAAGGCUUCAUCUCAGGGCAAAUUUGCUGGUGUGGAGAAGCAAGAUCGCCUCACUAGCAGUGACAACAACAGUGUGGUUAGUCAGCGUGAUGCUGCAAUGACUGAAUUGAAUCAGAUCCUCGAGAGCCCUGAGAGCAACAAAAUGGCAUCCUUAUCGGAUGCAGAGUCUGAGAACUCAAACCAAAGUAGCAUUACUGGAUCAGUGCCGAUUGUCUCCAACCCAUUUCCAGAUAUGAACACUAAUGUGAAAAAUGUAAUGUCUCUGAGCCAUGACUCUGGCUUAGGCAGUGUGUCAGAGCCUUCAGAUGACACUCCAUCGGAAUCUGGGGACAGUGAGAUAUUGAAAUCAACAUUGAAAUCAAACUGUAAAGAUGAUAACAGUAAGCUUUUUGAUAAUACUUUGUAUGUAAUGCAUGAACAUUCAGAUGGUGCAAAGAUUAGCACCUCUAAUUAUACAUUUCCUGGAAGUAGCAUAUCAAGCACCCUGCAGCAGCAACAACUUCAGCAAAUUGGUAACUCCCAAAUUUCCACUGCAUUGCAAAGCAAUAGCCUGUCAACAGGCUUAAUUGGCACCCGACAGGUGCAGCAAUCAUCAUCUACCCAGGUGCCAUCAUCUGCUGCUGGACGAGAACUGUGCACUUCUGCAACAACCAAGGGCCAAUUGGUCCUGUCCAGUUGGACUACAACUACAGCUAGCAGCAGUAGUAAUACAGUGCCUGCUGCUAAUGCUGUAAGCACUGCCUCUUCCCAGUUACCCCCCUCGCCUAAUAUAACUAAAGUCCUUGUCCCAAAUGUCCCUUCUACACAAAUUACAUGUUCUUCUUCUGUGUCCCAGUUAUCAACUAGUCUGCACAGUUACUUUACAACAUCACCAUCUGCAAUUUCUUCAUGUAAUGCGACUGUUUCAAGUGUCUUUGAUUCAAGACCAUUUUGUGCCCACCUGACAACCUCUCAAGUGACACCUGAACACUUGACAACAAUGGCCAGUCAGCAAGGAAGUUUGGCAGCAAGCACCACUUGGUGCAAUCCUAUAAUUCCUUUAUGUGCAAAGAUGGCUGGUGGCUUACCUGGCGGAGAAAGCAGCAUCUCUAAGGAACAGAUGAAGCCUUUGACCACUGGAUCUAUUACCAAUAGUAACAGCAGUAGUCUAUCCUUGGUAUCAUCACAGGGGAAACACUCUCUACCUGUGGCCAGUACUUGUGCCCUAACAACCACAUCAUCAUCAUCACCACCACCACCACCACCACCAGCAGCAUCUUCAGUGCUGGACCAAUCUCCUAAACCAAGUGUUGGGAAAAGUCUAUCACUAAUGGAAUCGCUUGAUACAACUCAGCCUAUUUGUCAUCAUGCGCUGUCCACUUUGACUUUCCCAGCUUUAUCCAAUGAUUUGGACAAAGCUGGACUGUCUCAGGAAUUGUCUAAGUUAACAGAAAGUAAGAGCACAGAUUUUUCCAGUUGUGGGAGUGAAAAACUCAACUCUCUAAUAAACACAGACACAACCACAACACUGUUAUAUCCCGUGAGUAGAACGUAUUCCACUUGGAAAAGUAAUGCCACUUUUUCCCAUCUGUUGCCAUCCGAUGUUAGUGAUCACAUCAAUAAAUCCAUUGUGAGUGAAGAAUUUGGUCAGCGCAAAAUGCAGGUCGACUGCAACAAUGGACUGAAUGGUGGCAUCUUUCUGUCUCAGCCUGGUGAAGCAAAAGAGAUUGAAAUCUCUGUGUGUGGCUCGAUAAAAGAUACCUCUUCACCAAGUGUGUCAGAUAAAUGCACGGUGAUGGAGAAAACCACGGUACAAGUAACCGUGGCGGACUUAAGUAACAUCCCCAGUGGUGGGCUGUCUGCAAUUCUGUCCUCCAACAGCGCUACUAUAGAUCCUUGCAUCACAUCUAGCAGCAAUAGUGGGAGUAGUAGCGUCAACAACAGCACUUGUACAGUAAGCAUUGCACCUGCAUGCACCAUCAACUCCCUGAAAUCUGUGGGAGGUAUGAGCUGCCAAGAUUCAGCUAAAGGGUCCAAUAUUACUAGCAUUUACACAAAACGGUCCAGCUCGACGGCGGUAAGCACAGUCAACUGUUUACCACACUUGUAUGCACCCGAUCUGCCGUUACCAAAGAGACUCACUGAAUCGGUUCAGCGCUUAGUGAAGCCCAUUCCGUCAAGUGAUCACUCUCUACCUCGCGUCCGCAAAUCUCCUGUCAGCAGCUCCAUCCGGCAGCAGACGGCCAGCACCUCCACGUCCCCCCGUUCUAGUCCACAUCACGGCAAGCACACAUCUUUAGGGUCACCACGAGCACAGACUGUGGUUGAUCACAUCAUCACUUCAUCACAUGCCUCUGUUUCUCCCCUCAGUUCAUCACUUCCUUCUAGUCAGAACUCUUGGGCAGUCCCCUCUCACACAAGCGCCCCCCAGUUAUCAACUAUGCAUAAUAUCACACAGAGUUUACCACCUCCACAGGUUAGCUUUGUGCACUCCACCAUGGCACAAAUCACCUCGAGUGAUCAACAGCCCUUUCCUCAGGUCCACACUGGAGAGAACCUAGUAACUCCGGCUUCUUUGACCACAGUAUCUGCUGCGGCCAUGGUUUUGGGAGCCAACAGGCUCAGCCUAUCUAAUUUGGAACCUCAGCAGCUUGCUGUAGAUGUUACUGAGGACAAAGCUACAGAUGCUUCUGAGCGAGUUCCAAAUUCCUUCGAUGUGCCUAUAAGUCUCAACACGACUCAGGUCCUGCCACAACAGCUCUUUCCAACUGAUACGUCAACACCCUCAACAACAACAGUGUUGGCUGCUGUUGUCCCAGAGUCUCAACAUUGUGACUUAAGUAGAAAAUUUGAUAGCCAAGUUGAUGACCAAGUGGUCAGUUUUAUCACUUCAUCGGCCAGUAAAGGCAGCAUUUCCUCUUCCGCUACUAACACCAUCACCAACACCCCAAUCCCCUCCUCACACACUGCUGAUAUGAUCCAUGGCAAGUCUGUCUCGUUUGUAGACAGUGUUGGUACUGCCAAUAUUGCCAUCACAUCAAUUGAGGCAACUAGCCCUACUUAUGUUACUGCCGUAGCCAAUCAAGUAAACUUGAUUACAGCCACUAUUGCUGGUCAGUCAUCAACAUUAGCCAUGUUGACGAAUGAGCCCCAGCAACUAAGUAAUUCUUGUGUUAAUCAAAGCAUGUGUCUAAACUUGGAAAAUGCAGGACUUCAAAGUGGUGCUAUUAAUUCUGAUUCUAGUAGUAGUAGUAAUAUGUUAGGUGGAGAAACAAAUAAUAGUAAUAUCAAUAAUAAUAAUAAUAAUAAUACAAGUAUAACAGUGCCCUCUAGUAAUAAUUCAAAUAGUUUGUCAGGUCAACAGGGCAUCCCUAGUUUACAAGGAGAGGUUUGCUCAAGUCGAGCUUCUAAGCCAGUCUCUGAACAACUCUCUUCUUCAGCAACAAUAACAGCAUCUGUAACAUCACUAACUGUGACGUCUCCAUCUGGAGGUGUUCAUCAUGCACCGCUAGAAGGUCGUCUGGGUGAAAGUGUACAUUUAACUGUUCAGGAUAAUGGUAAGAGGUCUAUUGAAAAUUCAUCAGACAAAAGUGAUAAGCGUUUGCGCAUUGUUGUAGAGUGUGAGAAAACAUCUGAUAUUAGUCCAAUGGAAACAAGUUGUUCUUCAAUUAGUGUGACAAACGUAAGUGAUUCGGAUAGUGCCAUGACGUGCCUGGAGGUGGCCGCACCGGUGCUAGGAGGAGCUUCGGUCCAGGAGUCAUCAUCUACAUUAAAUAGUACAAUUCUCACUCGAGAUGAAGCUGCUAUGCACAGCAACAUGGAAGUGGACACCUUGAACCAUGCUGAUUGUGCAGUCAACAGUGGUCGGACCGAAGCCACCAAUGCGUCCCACCCCAACCCUGAGUUCCUUCAGUUACCUGGGCCGACAAGCUUGGGCAAUGGAAAGCCGCAUCACUUGUUGGAACAUUCUCUCAGGGAACGUGACAAUGACGCUAAUAGAGCAGCAACCAAUGCAAGUGGUGCGGCUGAUGGUGGUGUUGAUCCUCAGUUGAAGGAUUUUGGUGCUACUCUUGACAGCAACAUGCAAGAUACAUCAUUGCACACAACGGGCCAUCGGCCAUCACAACCUGCUGUAUCAGCAGCUGAUGCACAUGGCACUGGUACCACCAUCUCCACAACUACCCUUAACACUACCACUACCACUUCCACCACCACCACACACAAGACUUCAGAAAGUAACUCUAUAGUUUGUAAUGAUGUACAAAAUGUAGAAGCUACAUCAGCUCUGACAAUGGCUGAUAGUACUUAUGUUGCUAUCAAUGACUGUCAACAUGGACAGCAACAGUCAUUGACAAGAGAGACACCUGUACAAAUGGAUGGCAUUGAGCACAAUGUAACGAUAGCAGAUGGGGAUCAGAUAUUGACCAGCAGCAAUGCAAACUUUUCUCAGGCAGCAGUUACUAGUGUUGAGGCUGGUGCCAAACUGCAGGACACUGACAAAAAAGAAAACCUGGUUUCAGAGAACUGUAUUCCAAGCUUGGAUUCAAUCAACAACCAGGAAGCUAUAGAGAACAGUGCCACGAAACCAAAUGAAAGUGGCAUCAAAGUGGAAACCUCGGAUUCCAAAGAGCCUCUUCAUGAAACCAAGCCUCAGCCUUUGCGACGAGGAAGGCCCGUUGCAGAGCGAAACGUUUCAAGUAGUACUCGAGAACGCUCUCCUGUGAGGGUACGAAAUAAGCUGUGUGAUGCUGCUGCCACAUCCACUGCUGAACAUAAAGAAGAGCUGCCAAAUGAACCUUUGAAGCGAUCCACACGCGGCUCCACCAGACCAAAAGGUUUCUCUGGAGUUCGGUCCAGAUGUCCAUUAGGGUGUGAGGAUCAUAAAAGUGCCACGCCUCCUAGAGUUGCACCUCCUCCUCCUCCUCCUCCUCACACCACCACCACUACCACCACCCCUGGGCCUGGCUGUGCUGCUAGUAAGAACUUAGCUUUACCACGGGGAGUGGAUACUUCUGCACCAAUCUAUCAGAUCAAGUGUGGCACAAACGACGCCGUUCAUCUCGUGACCACAGAUAAAGAUUGA